CUAUUCUUAUAGUUCGUGGUUAUAUGUUAAAAUUACAGUAUAUUAUGUGUACAUUCCGUAAAAUAACUUUGAUUGACAGUAACAAAAAUAUAUAUUACAUACACAGUCUACUUUUUAACUUGUUUAUGCCUGCAAUAUUUGUUAACAUCUUGUAAAUAAACAAUUGAGCCAGUGUCAGCAAGAAUAUGACAAUUCACAAUUUAUAUAUAUUUUCUAAAAAUGGAACACUAUUGUAUUACGCUGAAUGGAAUAGGUUGAAUAAAUCUGGAAUUACGAAGGAAGAGGAAGCUAAACUCAUGUAUGGAAUGUUAUUCUCCAUUAAAUCAUUUGUAAAUAAAAUAUCUCCAUUGGAUCCGAAGGAAGGAUUUUUGUAUUACAAAACCAGUAAAUACACGUUACAUUAUUUCGAAACUCCCUCAGGAUUAAAAUUUGUUUUGAACACGGACAAUGCUUCACAGAAUGCGAGAGAAUUAUUACAACAAUUAUAUAGAGACGUGAGUAAUUUAUUUUUAAUAAAGAAUCCUCUAUGUCAACUGAAUGAACCAAUCCAAAGUGAGCUUUUUAAGCUAAAAGUAGAUGAAUUAUUUAAGAAGUCGCCUCUAUUUUUAAGUAGAACAAUUUAACUUAUAAUGUUUAUAAAAAAUGUAUAGUAUAUAAAUAUAAGAAUUACAUAUAAAGUCAUUAUGCUUUGCAGCUUUGAUGCUUUCACUGAUAAAUAUUAAAUUCUUAAAUGUAAGAAGUGUAAUCAUACAACUGAAAAUUAUAAUGUAAGGAAACAUACAAUUUACAUUGUAUCUUGUUGUAUUUAGGAAUUUACAAUCAUCAAAAUGGUAUCAUUCUUUAAUACCUUUCAAUAUACAAUAAAUUGUAAUUUUCAUACAAAAUGUACACUGACAAAGAAAGCUUAGAGAAAUUAAUUUUAAAUGUAAAA
This is a messenger RNA of Megalopta genalis, 931 nucleotides long. The record is from RefSeq and is a predicted model, not a curated record. Lineage: Eukaryota; Metazoa; Arthropoda; Insecta; Hymenoptera; Halictidae.